Molecule: messenger RNA, 1695 nt
Organism: Rotaria sordida
Lineage: Eukaryota; Metazoa; Rotifera; Eurotatoria; Philodinida; Philodinidae
Source: the annotation of a GenBank genome assembly
AUGUUUAAUCAACAGUGGAUGCUAUUUUAUCUUGAAGUCAUAGCAAUCAAUAUUUGUGGCUUGCAAUUUCAGUCCAAUAAACUAUCUAAUCUAAACGAAACAGAAUUAUUAUUAAAUGAAACUGAAUCUACUGAUAGUCCUUUUAAUUUAACCAGUGCACGAGCAGCUUUAUGUCCAAUUAUUGGUUUUCAAGGAAUGUUUUGUCCUGGUGAUGAUAAAGCUGUGACAUCUAAUAAUAUUACAUCCAGAAAAUUAGCAGCUGUUUUACAACUACCACACAGUGUAGGUAUGGCCAUUGAUGUGACUACUGGUGACCUUUUACUGCCAGCUUUGCAACUAUCUACAGGUAAUCGCCAAUGGACAGAAAAUGAAUCAAAGCAAACAUUUCUCAUUCCACCAGAAAUAACACUAACGGAGCCAUCAUUGAAUGAAAGUUCUAUUAAUGUUCUCAUAUUUCAUACAGAAACUGAUUUGGUUGAUGUAUGGCUUAAGAAUGCAGCAGCUGGUACAUGGACUGGUGGUCAGCUAGCAUAUGUUCAAAAUAUGUUUGAUGUUUAUGAAAAGUAUUUCAAAGAUAAUCAAGCAACAGCAAUAACUCAAGAUUUGAAGACUAAAUAUACAGUAACAAUAAAAAAUAAUGUUCAUUCAUUAAAAUUAAAUAAAUAUGCUCAACGAGCAGUUAAUGCUCUAACAGUUCAAUAUAACGAUGAACUUUAUGAAAAUUUUAUAGCAGCUUGGGGAACACAUAUUACUAUAUCAACAAAAGUCGGUGGUAUGACAGAACAACAAAUUCUGUUUAAAAGUUGUAUGACGGAUACAACUGAAAUCACUGAUGGACUCUCUCAAUCUCUAUUUGAAGAGAAUUUGAAACAAGAACUAUUAGAAAAAACUCCAUGUCUUGAUAAAUUUUAUUAUAUGAGACGUAAAAAGUUAUUAGAUCAUAGAAUUGGUGGUAAUAUUCUCUUGAUAAAUAAUACUGAUGAAUGGAAGAAAACGAUCGUCUAUAAUCCGGCUUUAUUAACUGUUGAAAAAUAUUUGCCUUGGUAUGACUUAAUAUCAAAUAAAGCGAUAAAAAGAAAUUUAAAACAAGCAAUAGAAAGACGUAUGGAAGCAAACAGUGUCAUUCGUCAAACAGAUGCAUAUCAAAUUCAAGAACAACGAAGAAAUAUGACACUCUCAGCUAAAGUUGUUGUUCAAUCGGUCGCUUACAGAUGGACUUAUGCAAAUGAUAUAGCAUUACAAAAUGUGAAUGUAUGUCCCACAGAAUUAACAAAUACUGAGCUUUCAACGAAAUGUAAUACUGGUACAAUGAUGAGUGCUUGUACAUUAGACUUAAGCGAAAAUAAUAACAAUCGUAUUAUUAUCAGUAAUAAAGAAGUGCCCAUUUGUUAUGAACGACAUAAUCGAACAGGAAGUUUUCGUGUUGUUGCACGAAGACAAUAUGGUCAAAGAGAUGAUAGUGUAAGAACUGGAUUUAGAAAUUAUGAUGUCAAUGGUGAAUGGACUUCACCGGGUGGUUGCUCGAAAAUUACAAAUAAAUGUGAAAUUUAUGCUAAUACAUGGUAUGUCUAUCUAUGUUCCGGUUGUGAUUUACAAUGUCCAUUGAAUCAAUAUGGAAAAAUAAGAUUUUGUAAAUGUUCAUGUCCAGCUUAUCCAAUCGAUCCCGAAGCAAAACCCAACGAACCACCUUGUUAA